Molecule: messenger RNA, 2857 nt
Organism: Linum trigynum
Lineage: Eukaryota; Viridiplantae; Streptophyta; Magnoliopsida; Malpighiales; Linaceae
Source: the annotation of a GenBank genome assembly
AGCUAGCACUCAAUUAUUGAAAUAUUGUACAAAGAAAAAUGGCUCACGUCUCGUCGGGAAAUUCCAACCCGGCGGGCGGCGGCGGGGCCAUAGCAGUUCUCCCAGCUACCCAGUCCCUCUCUUUGCUUACAGCUCUUUAUUCACCAAACCGAAACUACUCUGUAAGUGCUAGUACCUAGAAGCCAUGAUUUCCCGAACCCUUCUCGUGCUGCUCUGCUCCACCUUGCAUUCAAUUUUGGCCUCCUUGCCGCCCGACGGCGCGUACCCAGUCCCACCCAUCAUCGGCGGCCUACGUCUUAGCUCCGGUGGAAAGAUCAUCGACAUCACCCACAGGUACGUGGAGGAGAUGCCGGCUUACGGGGCGGAGGAAGGAAUGGGGCAGGUGGUACGGCUGGUUGCCAGCUUGAAGAACGGCUCCAACGCCAACUGGUCGGAGUUCAAGAUGUCGGUCCACUCCGGGACGCAUCUGGACUCGCCGGCCCAUUUCUACGACGAAUACUUCGACGCUGGGUUCGAUGUCGACACUCUUGACUUGGAAGUUCUCAAUGGCCCAGCCUUGUUGGUUGAUGUUCCCAGGGACAGCAACAUUACUGCUAAAGUUAUGAAGUCAUUGCAAAUCCCAAAAGGAACUAGGCGUGUGUUGUUCAGGACUCUAAAUACGGAUAGGCAUUUGAUGUUCAAGGAGUUCGAUUCAAGCUUUGUCGGGUUCAUGGCCGAUGGGGCACAGUGGCUUGUGGACAACACGGACAUCAAACUUGUUGGAGUUGAUUACUUAUCUGCUGCUGCCUUUGUCAACGGUCGCUCAGCUCAUCUAGCUUUCCUGAAGAGCAGGGAAAUCAUUCUCGUGGAAGCUUUGAAGCUUGACAACGUUGAAGCUGGACUGUACAAUGUUCAUUGCUUGCCCUUGAGGCUGGUUGGAGCUGAGGGAUCGCCAGCGAGAUGCAUUCUCAUCAAAUAAUUAUCUGCGUAAAGCUUUAUGCUCUGCUGUAAUUUCAAGUAAUGGCUACUGGGAAUAUUUCUAGUCAUUGCUUGCCUAUGUGGCUAUGACCAUGUUAUCUAUCUACAAACGGUCAAUCCUCGAUGUUUAUUAUUAUGUGAUUUUCGUCCAUGACUGUAAUGUGACCAGAUUUUGCUGCACUACUCACGAAUGAAUAAGAUUCUCGCGGCAAGGGCCACCUAUGAUUACCGUAUUCAAGUUGAUGCACUUUGCUGGAGGCUUACAGCUAGUAAUUGCAUUUCUUUUAUUGGAAUUCACAUUUCUUUUAGUAACCAUGCUUCAAAAUGGUAAUAAGUAGAUGCUGCAGACGAAACAACCUCUUGCUGGCUGGCUUUCUGACAAUCAGGAGGCAUUUCUUCAGGUUGAAAUAACCAACCAGUUGUAAUAGAAAAGCUCUCUAGGCAUUGACUUUAAACUUCCAACUGAUCCAUCAGAAGAAGCAAAGAGGGUAUUUGCAGAGUCACAUAUACAGAAUACCAUGUGAACAGAUUUUGUUUACAAACACACCUUGAUUCUAUUUGGCAAAAUACACUUGCAUAGCCAUAACUAUCCACUUUGUGCCAAUAAUAGUCAAGUUUUGAAAAAUACACAGAUAUAGCCAUUCCGUCAUAAAUUUAACGGCAACGUCAUAUAUGCUGACUGUACUAACGUUUUAUAGUGACAGUGGUCAAUUUUUCGUUAAAAUCAAUUCCAGGUGGAAAAGUUUCUUUUAAUUAUCUAGUUAUUAUUAUAAUUAUAUUUAAAAUAAAAUAAUAAAAAAGAAAAUUGAAAAGUCGUGCACACUGAAACCCCUCCAUCUUCUUUCCAUCUCCGCUUUAGCUAAUUGGAAGCUAAUCAUUCAAACAAAAAAAAAUAUUUCUUUCCAUCUACCCUAGAUCCGUCCCGAUCUUCUCCCUGAGAUCCCUCCCCAUCACUCCAGAUCGAAGGCGGCACUCAAUCAACGAACACACUCAUCCGCCAAUCCACCCAUCCGUCGAUUCACCCCUCAAUUUGGCCCAGCUCGUCUUCCCGAUUCACUUCUCCACCUCUGUUCCGGCUUCGACAAAGGUAGCCAUGCAUCAUCUCCAUGGCGGCGAAGACAACCGCUUGUGCUCUUCCCUCCUCUUCCAUAACAGAUUUUGAUUUGUGGAUUUGUUUCUGCUCUCGUGCGGCGUGGCGGCUUCCAACGAUGAUGAAUGGAUCUGGGUAGCACCACUGCGAACGACGACACCGUUGGGGCUUCUUGGCUUUCUUGCCGUCUCCUAUGUCUCGGACUCACAGAUCGAGGAAGGAAGGUCCAUCUGGAGAGUUGGGGAUUUAUGGGUUUUGGGAUUUUUGUUGCAGGAAAGGGGGAGAUAAGGAGGAUGGGCAACGAAAACAUGAUUGUUAAUUUGGGGUUUUGAUUAUGGGUUUUCUUUGACGAAAUCAGGUGUUCGACAUUGUCGUCGGGAUUAGGUUUGGGAAUAUGUAAAUGAGAAAGGGUCAAAACAGGGGACUAUGUUUUUUGGAGGGUUUGAUAUGAAAAUGGUAGGAAGAGAUGUGAUGGUUUUGCGGCAGAAGCUACUUUUCAUAGCAGCUCCGGGUAGUGGGGACUGGGAGGUCGUCGGGAGAGAAGAAGGAGAGGACGAGGGAUUCUAGAACCGGAAUUUUUAUCGACGGUAGGAGGUCGGCGAGUGACGGCCGACGGUCUGCGUUUUAGAUCUCGUGUGGAAGGAAGGGGAAAGGAGAAUGGAAAAAAAAUAACUAGAUAAUAAUUUAAACUGAGGUGGCAGACACUUAGGUGAUGUGGAUCUGAUAAGUAGUUUGCAUUUGAUGACGUGUAUGUCCACAUCAGCAAAAAGUUAACGGAGUUAAAGUUUCUAAUAGAAAUGGCUAAAUUUG